CUCUGCGCAUCAAGUUAGAGUGAUUCAGACCACGAUGUUUCGCUGAAAAAAACGCGGUUAUCCGCUCUCUUAUUGACAUAUCAUCGAAAAAGAAAUAUAAGAAAGCUUCCUCAGUAAUAUAAGUUUAUUCCCUUGACACAAUAAUCGUCGUAAAGUUUACAACAACACGUAUAUUUUACUUUAGUAGAAUACAAUGUCCAACUCUUACAUUGUGGAACCACAAGAAACAGGUUCUAAAAAAGAUGAUACUCUUAUUAUUGUGGUCAACGAUGAUGGAACAAUUGCAGUCGACCAAGAAACUUUACAUAAUUUAAUCAUGAAUCAAUCAAAUGCAAAUGUUAGUGUUGUACGAGUUGGACAAGCAGAAGGAGAUUCAGCAAAUGGAGAUUUAACAUUAACAGUAGAUCCACCAGUAUUUGAUACAGCAAUAAGCAAUCCAGCCAAUGUAGUAUCUGGUGCUACAGACACCGGACUUGUUGAUCCAUUUAUGGAAAUGGAUCCUGAGCAGUUAGAGAAGCUUGAAACUGCCUUACAGAGUGAACAAGCUAAACAAAUACUUGGGGAGAAUGUUGCUGCGAUGCUUGAUAUGCUAACAGUAGAAGAACAACAAAAUUCAAUGAAAUACGCAAUCGAGCUUGAUCAUUGUUAUACGAGUCGGACGUCUCCUUCUGAUCCAGAACCAUUGGAUCCAUUACCAGUAGCAAAUUCACCGGAAGAUGAAGAAAUUGAUAUAGCAAACUCUUCCACUUAUCAACAAAUAACAACACCCGCUGUUGUAGAGGAUACUUCUUCUGUAUCAACACAGAUAAAAGUACCAUUAAAAACAAAACCUACUGUUGGUCGUCCAAGAAAAUUAGUAUCUAAUACUCAGCUACCAUCAAGUAGUCCUGGAACAGCUAUUUCAAGAAGUUCUAGUAAUUCUCAAGAUUCUAAAAAGUCCCUUUUAAGGCCUACUGAAGAAGAAGUAGAAAAAGAAGAACUUUCAUCAUCUACUGAGUCUUCAGAUUCAGAAACUUCAGAUAAUGAUUCUGAUUUUGGACCUCGAGGACCCAGAAGAUCCGGUAUUCGUGCUAGAGGUGGACGAAGAGGACUUACGACACGUGGUGGAAGUAUGGCAGCAUCAAGAAGACGUGGAGCAAAUAAAAAAGUUGAUAUUGAACAAGCCCGUAGACUUGAUGCAGAAAUGUCUGUUGCUGUAGAUGCAAUGAAGAAUUCUGAUAAAGUAGAAAGAAUUGAAAAAUUGUCUCCAAAUCAAUCUAAAAAACAACUGAAAAUAAUCCCAAGUAGAAGAAAAGAUGAAUCCUCAUUAAUACGUAGCAUUUCAAACGACUCUCAGCCUUUAGUCGAAAAACCUCUGCAAACGACGAACCAAGUAAAGGCUAAUCUUAUAAAUGCAAAUAUGAUAAAAGGCGAAAUGAUUGUAACAAAACCUGGUCAAAGUAGAAACAAUCAAAAAGUAUUUUUUGUUCAAAAAAAAGUUGUUAUGAAACCAAAUGAGUUGAUAAAUUUAGGAGUUCAGAAGCAAAAUUCAAUGCCCGUAAUGAAAGAUCUUUCAAAAGUGGUAAACCAAAUUCAAACAAAACUUGCAACUACACCCGAUGGCAAACUAAUAUCGAUAGCCUCAAAGCCUAUCGUCCAAACUUCCAUACAGGCGACCCAGCAAGAUCCUAUAGUUAACUCAAUGACUCCUACGCAAUCUCCAGUACAAAAACAAGCGCCAAAACCAUCAUCUAUUUCAUUAGUUAAAGGGAAACCUGUAACUGAUGGAAAAAAAGAUAAAAAGAAAGAAGGACAUGAUUCUUCAUUAAAAUCUGAAGAAUCUUCCAAAAUAAUUCCCGAAGUAAAAUCACCAGAAGCUAAAAAAAUUCAUAAAAAAGACCAAAAGAAAUUUCCAGGAAAUUUUGUUGAUACUCUGGGUCCGGCACUUUUUUCUACACCAGAUAUUAUUAGAAGAGUCGGUUCAGUUGGUGAAUCGAAAGCUUCUGACUCUAAUCCUUCAUCAGUAGCUAUAACUUCAGGUGAUAAAAAAAUGUCUAACGUAUUAGAAAAGUCUUCCGAUGUUAAUACGAAAAAUUCUCCUGUAAAAACUGAUCCUUCACCUUUUUCAAAUUCAGAAAUGUCACCAGAUACCAGUAAAUUAUUGACUGAAUCUACUGCCAGCUUAGGUAAUGAUCAAAUAAAUGACGCUUCAGCAAUUUUAAAUGCUGAAGAACAAAAAUUAGAAUCAAAAUUAUCUAAUAGCGAUGAUAUCCAACCUCCUUUAGACCCUGCAUCAAAUACCGAAGCUAGGGAAGAAAUUGCGCGUCCUUCAGAAGAUUCUGUUCGAAAUAUAAUUUCUGACCAGAGUGGAAUAGAAGGUGAAGAACAUCUUUUAGCAACAUUAGAAAUGGAAGCAAGUAAACAUGAAGAAGAACUUCUUGCUGAAGCUCUUCUUCUUCAAGAACAACUUGAUGUAGAUUUAACUGAUCCAACUGUUUUGGAUGGACCAACAUCAGCUAUUCCAGAACCACUUUUAUCAGCAUCAUCUUUUGAUGCGGAAAUACUACAAAAUCCAGAUGAAAGCUCAGAGAUAUCAUUAAUAAAAAGCUCUGAACCACCAAUAUCAAAAAGUAGCAGUGAUCUUUCUCAUCAUCAGUUACUUGAUCAGGGCAAUAAAAAAGAUGGAAAAGAUGUGAUUCAAAUUAUCAGAGGAGGAAGGGUGAUAACACUACCACCGAUAGAAGCCCCAGCAACGAGAAGUAAAAGAUUGCAAGCCAAAGCGGAAGUAUCUCCAAAAAGCGAAGAUAGAAGAGAAAAUAAAUUUAAUAAACAAAUCGAUGACAUGGAUUCUGAUGACGAAGAAGAAGCAAAUUCUGAUUCCGAAGAUGAUCCUAAUAGACUAUGGUGUAUUUGCAAACGACCUCAUGAUAAUAGGUUUAUGAUUUGUUGUGAUGUAUGUGAAGAUUGGUUCCACGGAAAGUGUGUAAAUGUUAGUAAAGCUAUGGGAAAACAAAUGGAAGAUCAGGGAAUAGAAUGGGUUUGUCCUAAUUGUUUGAAGAAAAAAUCACCAGAUACACCAGUAUCUAAAGUUAAAUCGCCAGGUGGAAAAUCUUCAAAAAUCACAGAAUCUCCUUCAUCAAGUCAUAAUGUUAGUGACAAUUCUGGAUCACAAUCCGAUAAACCAGUAAAAGCAGUUUCUGACGUAAAACAAAGUUCUGCGUCUAAUUCAAUACCAACUCAGUGUGUAGUGUGUAAAAAAGAAGCUAGAUCUUCAAGCAUUUAUUGUUCAGAUACGUGUAUAUUAAUGCAUGCUCAAGAGACAUUAACAAAAGACAAACCAGUAAAUCAGCAAAUACCAUCAAAAACUGUUAAAACGAGUGCAGAUGUUCCUACUAAACCAUCUUCUGAUGCGCGUGUGAUAGUUUUUGAACGAAGAACUGGAAAAGUUUUAACGGGUGUUGAUGCUCCAACUACUUCAAAUUUAAAAACAUGGCUUAAAGAACAUCCCACCUUUGAAGUAGUUCGACCUAAUAAUUUAAAUACACUUCAGAUUGGUGGGAAGACUAUUACUGCUAUUCAGACACAUGGAUCGGGAAAAAUCACUAAAAUUCAACAACAAUCACCAACUGGGCAACCUAAAAUGGUAUAUGCUAAAGUCGUAGGAUCAAAACAAACUAUUUUAGCUCCUAGUAAAAAAGUAACUGUGAUUUCCAGCUUAUCAAAUCCUAAUCUUAUUGCGAAAAGUGGCCAAGUAAAACAAAUUUUUGUUACUUCACAAAAAUCUCCUACAAUUUUAAAGCAAACGACAAUAAAAACUGUUCCACAACAAUCAAAUAAAUCUGUCGUACAAAUUAAACAAUUGCCUGAACAAAAAAUAAAAAAAUCAGAACCAAAACCAUCAACAUCUAUUGCAAAAUCUCAGCCUAAACCUACGGUGGUUAAAAAAUCUGAACCGGAACCAAUUAGAUUGAAUGUACGGAAAACUUUAGCAGAACUUUUAACAACUCGAAUUAAAGAAACAGAAGAUUUAAAAUUAAGUGACGAAGACAUUACAGACCUUGCAUUAAAAAUUGAAUUAGAGCUUUAUAAAUACUUUAGAGAUACUGGAUCUAAGUAUAAAGCAAAAUAUCGCAGUUUAGUAUUUAACAUAAAAGACACAAAAAAUUUAACAUUAUUUAGAAAAAUUGCUGAUAGAUCUUUAACUCCGGAUGCUGUUGUCAGAUUAAGUCCUGAAGAAAUGGCAAGUCAAGAGUUGGCAGAAUGGAGAGAAAAAGAAACAAAACACCAGUUAGAAAUGAUAAAGAAAAAUGAAUUGGAUUUGAUGGCACAAGCAAAAUCCAUUGUAGUAAAGACUCAUAAAGGGGAACAAAUAAUAGAAAAUGAUGGUGGAAUUGGAGCCGUAGAUCCUAAAACGCCAGUUCAAGAUAUUGUAACAGCUUUGAAUAAUGCUGAUAAUAAAAAUUCAGAGAUCUUGGAUGACAAAGAGGAAACUUCAUCUUCAAUAGAAGAUACUAAAAAAAUAAAGCGUGAUGAGAGAAAAGAUAAGGAUCGUAAAAGAGAUAAGGAUGAUCAUAGGUCAAGGAACAAAGAAAAAAGUAAAGAUUCUAAAAGAGAUAGAAGUUCAAGUAGACGUCAUCAUAGUAGAGAUAGAAGUAGAGAUCGAAGAAAGAGUAAGGAUGGAAAACGUGAUAAAGAGAGAGAACGUGAUCGUGACCGUGAAAAAGACAAGGAUCGUGAAAGGAAUAAAGACAAGGAAAAGCAAAAAGAUAAAGAAAGAGACCGUUCACGAAGAAGUAGUAAGAGUAAAAGUAUACACAGUACUGGAAAAAGUAGUAGCCAUAAAGAAUAUAAAGAUAAGGAUAAAAAGAAAAGUGAUAAUGAAGAAGAAGCAAAAAAGGAAGGUGAUAAAAAGAAAGAGCCGUCACCAGUGCAAUCAGACAAGCCCAUUGAAGACCGAUUAUGGCGACAUGUUGAAGAAGAAACCACAACAAAUACUAUAGACGGCAAUGAUUCGGAUGUUUCUGAUCGAGAACCAAGUUCUACGGUGAAUAUAAAAACUCCAGACAUCAAUGAAGAGGCAGAGAAAGAAAAAGAAGGUAAUACAGAAGAAGACCAAAUUCUUAAUAAAGAAUCUUCUAAAAAUUCAUUACAAACCGUUUGGAGAGGAUUUGUUAAUAUGGUGGACGUGGCCAAGUUUUUUAUUACAGCUCAAGAAGUUAGCGGAAAUGCUAAAGAUCUUAUGGAAGAUCUUCCUGAUACGGUAGAUGUUAUUGGAAGAAUUAGCCAUGAGACUGUUUGGGAUUAUUUAUCCAAAAUGAAAAAAACCGGAUCAAAAGAAAUUCUUGUUAUAAGAUUGACAGCUGCGAACGACGAGGAAAAAAUUCCCUAUAUCACUCUUUACAGUUAUUUGAACAGUAGAAGUCGUUUAGGGGUUGUUGGAAGUUCGAAAAAUAUAAAAGACUUUUAUAUAAUGCCUUUUUCAAGUCAAAGUCAGAUACCACCCGUAUUAAUGCCAUUAAGUGGUCCUGGCUUCGAAGAUCAAAGACCUCAUCUUCUUCUAGGUAUAAUCGUAAGAAACAAACGUAAACGGUUACCUCAUCCGCCAUUAUUACUGAAUCAAAUCCCACCUAAAAUACAAAGAAAAGAAUCUGAUCGGUCUUAUACUCCUCCUUUAAUUAAAGAAAAAGUAAAUGCUGAUAAAUCAAUCCCUCGAAAUAUUAUGGAUAGUGUGACAAUAUCGAAAAUUGUUCCUGAACUUUCUUCCAAACUUGAUUUAACGUCUUCACCUGAUAAAACUUCUGCAGACAAAAAUGAUGAUGACGAGCCCUAUAGUCCUGGUGAACUUGAUGAUGAUGUAGAAGAUAGUAUAUCUAAUUUGAAUAAUACUAAUAAUUUACUGGCAACUCCGAAAAACACAAGCGAUCUUCAAAGAAAAAUGGAGGAACUCAAUAGACAGAUCGAAGAGCAAAAGCAACAAAUACAGAGUAUUAGUUCAUCCAUUCUCAGCGAACCAGUUUCUACUUUACCGGGACUUGGUCUUGAUCCACCAGGUAUUGGGACCAGUGAUUCCAAUGAAGCUUAUAGCCCUACUGAUGUACGUUCAUUCACUCCACCUCCUCAAGGACUUGCCAAAUUUGCUCAACCAAUUCUCGAUAAAGUUUCUGAUAUAACUAUUCCUCCUAAUCUUCAAGAAAUUCUAGCGAAUGUUAAACGUCAAGAAACUUCUAAAGUUGAUCCUUAUUUACCUACUAAACCUGGUGCAUCAUUUUUAACUUCCGCUAAUUUAUCGAACUAUCAAAAGCCGGAUAAAACUUAUAUGCCAACAACGGUUGCUAAAGAAAGCAAAAGUACUUUAAGGUCUUUAAGUGAUUUAGAUUUAAUAAAAAAAGCUGAAGAAGAAUUAGCAGCUGUCGCAGCAGCUUCAAUGUCUUCAACUACCGUUGUACCAAUCACUGAACCUCUUCCAUCUCCUGCAGAAGUAGAAACUCCAACUUUCUCUUCAUCAUCAUCCAUGGAUUCGUCAGAGGUUAAUUAUUCUAAAAGUUUUAUAGAUCCUGUGCAAGCUAGUCGUAUUUCCGAUCAACCUAAACCACCAGGUCUCGAGGACGAAGAUUUUCCAAUAUUUCCAAGUACUCCACCACCAUUUAACUCUAUGCCUAAAACUGGAGUGAUUUUAAAUAUCAAACGCAAGGGAGAUGAUGAUACCAGCUCAUUAUCUACUGCUAAAGCUCCAAGAACAAAGUCAAGAUGGGGUCAAGGACCUACGGAUUAAAGAUAAUUGAAUGCAAAUUUUUUCUGAAGAUUAUAAUGAUUAUAUAUUUUUUAUGUUGAUGAAAAGCGAAUUAAAAGUAAUCAGUAGUUAUUUACUAAAUAGAAAAAAUGGACAUUACGAUGAAAAUAUGUUUAAUAUUACUUUUUUUAAUUAAAAAAAUUGAAAGGCUAUUUUGCCAUGAGAGUAAAAAUGGCAUAAAAUAAUAGCAUUUGUAUGAUUGUUUUUUUUUUGUAAAUACCAAAGUUAGUAGCAGACAACCCAGUUAUGAACAGUACUUAUUAUAUAUCUUUUUUAUGCUUACUGAAAAAAAAGUUAGUUUUUGUCUGUAAAUAGUUAAAAAAAAAUGAAGAUUAAUAAUCAUUGAAGACGAAUCAUUCAAGGAAGUCAGAUCGGUUGUUAUAAAAUAUUUUACAUAUUUUGACAAAAUAUUGUAAGACAAUUUAAUGAAAGGAAAUUAAUUUUGAAAUAAAUAAAAAGUAUAAAGAAAUGUUAAGGUGAGAAAAAAUGAAGUAAAAACCGUGUAGGUAUAAUUUGAAAAGAAAACUUGGCUGUGUAUAUACUGAAAAAUAUUUAUAAUUCAAUUUAUUUGAUUACAUUUAUAUACUCUUAUCAAUGCGAUAAUUGUCUGUAUAAUUCAUUUUCAUGGUUAAGAACUUCAUAAUGAUUUUUUAGUCAUUUUUCCAUUUAUUUUUCAUCUGAAAAUGACAUGUAGAAAUUUUUAAUAAAAAAAUGUACUAAGAA
Messenger RNA from Chelonus insularis, 7492 nucleotides. RefSeq names its product protein partner of snf (gene pps). Gene Ontology annotation, molecular function: protein binding. Lineage: Eukaryota; Metazoa; Arthropoda; Insecta; Hymenoptera; Braconidae. The transcript is spliced from 7 exons. Gene Ontology annotation, biological process: DNA-templated transcription. The record is from RefSeq and is a predicted model, not a curated record. Bases 194 to 6751 code for a protein of 2185 amino acids.